Messenger RNA from Schizosaccharomyces octosporus yFS286, 922 nucleotides. Its product is annotated as uracil phosphoribosyltransferase. The transcript has 2 exons. NCBI's taxonomy places the organism in Eukaryota, Fungi, Ascomycota, Schizosaccharomycetes, Schizosaccharomycetales, Schizosaccharomycetaceae. Bases 78 to 737 code for a protein of 219 amino acids. The record is from RefSeq and is a predicted model, not a curated record.
UAUCGUUUUCGUAUCCAAUUAUUCUCGCUCUUGUGUGUCGCAUUCCCGUCUCCAUCUUAAUCCUUGUUAAUUCUUACAUGUCUCGUUCUGAUUUUGGGCUAAAUAAUGUGCAUGUUCUUCGUCAAACUGUGUAUUUAUUAUCGUUAAUGACAAUUAUUCGUGACAAAGAUACUAGUCAUUCAGAAUUUGUCCGAACGUCAAAUAUGAUCAUCAACAUGCUGGUACAAGAGGCAUUGAAUUAUGUCCCCAUGAAGAAACGUCUUAUUGUUAGUGGUUCUGGCGGUACGUACAACGGACUAGAGCCUGCUCAAAAAAUAUGCGGUGUAAGUAUUCUGAGAGCUGGUGAAAGCAUGGAACAUGGCCUGAAUGCUGCUUUUCAAUCUGUGCCAAUUGGAAAAAUCCUUAUCCAAAGAGAUGAGUUGACUUUCGAGUCAAAGCUUUUAUUCUGUAAAUUGCCCAAAAAUAUCGAAACCUAUCUGGUUUUCCUUAUGGACCCUUUAUUGGCAACCGGGAAUUCUUCUAUUCUUGCCGUACAAGCACUAUUACGAAAAGGCGUACCGGAGGAAAAUAUUGUUUUUCUCAAUUUGAUAUGCUGUUCCCAAGGCAUCGAGAAUAUAGGAAAGCAAUUUCCUAGACUCAAGCUGGUUACUGCAGCUAUCGAUCCAGAACUAAAUGAUCAACGCUAUGUUUUACCUGGUUGUGGAGACUUUGGAGAUCGCUACUUUGGUACUUGUUAAACCGUCUGUAAACAUUUGCACAUAAAACGCCAUGUAUGCUUACGAUUCUUUUUACCUUGUAUAUCUAUUUAUGUAAGAAUAUAUAUUGUUGAACAGACUAUGCAAUAAUGUCUCAUUUAGUUAAGUGAAUAAAUAUACAAUAGACGAAUAUGGGAAAUUAUAAGGGUUAUAUAAAGUCGUUGUCC